AGUAUUGUUCUUGAAGUGUGGAAACAUGAAAAGAGGCGAGGGUAGCUCAUGACAUGUUCCUUGAAGGAAAAAAAACGCAGUUGAAAGAUUGAAGCUCGAGAUGUCGGGGAAAGGCGCAAAGGGUUUGAUAACUGCUAAGAACCCUUCUUCCUCUAAGGACAAAGACAAGAAAAAACCCAUUUCUCGCUCCUCAAGAGCCGGUCUUCAGUUCCCUGUUGGACGCAUUCAUCGUCUUCUGAAGUCAAGGGUGACAGCACAUGGAAGAGUUGGGGCAACAGCUGCAGUUUAUUCUGCUGCCAUCCUGGAGUAUUUAACUGCAGAGGUGUUGGAGUUGGCCGGCAAUGCGAGCAAAGAUCUGAAGGUGAAGCGUAUUACCCCUAGACAUCUACAGCUCGCCAUCCGGGGAGAUGAAGAACUUGAUACCCUCAUCAAAGGAACAAUAGCUGGUGGGGGUGUUAUUCCUCAUAUCCACAAGUCCCUUAUCAACAAGUCUUCAAAGGAAUGAGGAGGGUUUAUACAUUAUUUGAAUCAAGAAAUUGACUGUAAAUUUGGCUAUAUCUUUUGAUAUGGAUAAUUUGCUCCCUGCAUUAGUUUGGUUGAACUCAACUUCAAAAGAAAUAUGAAAAUGUCUUAUUUCUUCAUUUGAAUUUUGUGAA
This is a messenger RNA of Glycine soja, 656 nucleotides long. RefSeq names its product probable histone H2A variant 3. The record is from RefSeq and is a predicted model, not a curated record. NCBI's taxonomy places the organism in Eukaryota, Viridiplantae, Streptophyta, Magnoliopsida, Fabales, Fabaceae. The transcript is spliced from 2 exons. Gene Ontology annotation, cellular component: nucleosome. Gene Ontology annotation, molecular function: structural constituent of chromatin; protein heterodimerization activity; DNA binding. Bases 101 to 505 code for a protein of 134 amino acids.